Molecule: messenger RNA, 687 nt
Organism: Ichthyophthirius multifiliis
Lineage: Eukaryota; Ciliophora; Oligohymenophorea; Hymenostomatida
Exons: 3
Source: RefSeq, a predicted model, not a curated record
AUGUUAUUAGAUUUGGAAGGGUAUUUAGACCUUUAUAGAUUAUUAUUUAUUCAAAACCUUUAAGAAGAAAUUUUUAGGGAAUUGUAAAUUCGGCGAAAAAUUUACUUAUUGUUUUUAUUUUUUAUCUUAUUGUCAUACUUAUUUGGGCUUAUAUUGGAUAUAAUGUUAUAGGAGAAGUAAAUGAAUAUACAGAUAGUAUUUAAAUAAAUAAAAUAAAAAAAAUAUAAUAAAAUAAAUAUUUUAUAAAAAUAUAAUAUUAUAAAUAUAAUUAUAUAAAAUAUAUAUAUAUAUAUAUUUAUAUAUAUAUAUUUGAUUUUAAAAAUUAUAUAUAUUUUAUUUAAUAUUAUUAAAGAAUAUGCUAUUGAUUAUACAGAUUUAUGGAAAACUGUUAAUAUUUUAUAUGUAGUGAGUACAUUUGAUUAAAUUCCAGAUGUAAUGUUACCUUUAUUAUUGUAGUCUAGAUUAUAUUUACUUUAUUAUAUUCCAUAUAUAUUAAUUUUUAUGCUUUUAUUUUUCCAAUUCCUGUUGCAGUAGUUCUCGAAGAAUUUAGAAAACAUAGACUAAAUUUAUUUAUAUUGCUUUAAUGGCAUGUUUUUAAUGUUUAGUCAGUUAAUAAAGAGAAUAUUAAUAGUAUAUUUUAAAAGAGGAUUUUAUAUAUUUCUUUUUCUAUGUAUAUUCUUAAAUUGA